UUGUCUGUCAAUGGGAAGGGGAGGAGCCGCGCCUGUUCAGCUGGUCGCCUCCAAGAUGGCGGGGACCAACGAGCUGGGUCUGGCGGAGCUGCCGUCCGAUCCGCUGCUCCUGAUCCUGUCUUACCUGGACUUCCGGGACCUGCUCAGCUGCAGUCUCCUCAACAGAAGAUUUAACCAGCUCUGCAACCAUGAUCCUCUAUGGAAGUGGCCAUGUCGGAAGUAUUGGCUGGUGUCGGAAGACAAGAAGGCCCAGAAGAACCGCAGCUGGAAAGCGACAUUUACAGACUAUUACGUGGAUCUGGGAAGGUAUAUUCAUCACUAUGCCAAGCUGAAGGCGGCCUGGGAUGCCCUGAAGGCUUAUCUGGGUGAACACUGCCCCAGAAUGAUCACCUCUCUUAAAGCCGGCGUGCAGGAGGAAGAUCUUAACGCCAUAGAAGAAAGAAUCGGCGCCAAGCUGCCUGACGAUUAUCGCUGUUCCUUGCGUAUUCACAAUGGACAGAAGCUUGUGCUACCUGGGCUGAUGGGCAGCAUGGCGUUAUCCAACCACUACCGGUCUGAGAACCUGCUGGACGUAGACACAGCAGCCGGCGGCUUCCAGCGCAGGAUUGGGCUCAAUCGGUGCCUUCCAGUCACCUUCUGCAUCCACACUGGUCUCAGUCAGUACUUGGCUCUGGCUGACGUUGAAGGGAGGUGUCGCAAUGAGAUAUUCUAUCAGUGUCCGGACCAGACAACACAUAACCCUGCUGCACUGGACAUGUUUAUUACAGGUACCUCUUUCACCCAGUGGUUUACGUCGUAUGUGCAGCAUGUUGUCUCAGGUGACUAUCCCAUCAUCAGGGACCAGAUUUUCAGGUAUGAGCAUGACAAGGACUGUGUGGCCAUUACUGAUGAGGUCACCACAUCAGUCUCCACUUCCUUUCUGCCCGAGUUGAGCUCUAUCCACCCUCCACAUUACUUCUUCACCUACAGAAUCAGGAUGGAGAUGGCCAAAAACGCUUUGCCAGAAAAAGCAUGCCAGCUCGAUAGCCGCUACUGGAAAAUCACAAAUGCAAAGGGAAACGUGGAGGAGGUACAAGGCCCGGGAGUGGUGGGAGAUUACCCCCAGCUGAGGGCGGGUAGAGUGUACGAAUACACCAGCUGCACUACAUUCUCCACAACCUCGGGAUACAUGGAGGGGAGUUAUACGUUCCACCGGCUUGACAACAAGAACGAGGUCUUCAAUGUCACCAUCCCUCGCUUUCACAUGAAAUGCCCCACAUUUCGAGUGUCCGACGUUGCUACAGUAGGAAGAGAGCUGCAAUGAUUGCUUUCUACACGACGACGACUCCACAGACACGGAUGAAUAUGAAGAGAGGAGGAGAGUGCUGGACAUGCCGAAUCCUCCUGUCCAUUGCCCACGCUUCACCUGAGUGCCACCGCCUGCAUCUGCAGAAGACCAGCGGGGUCGUCCUGCCAGGAUCCUUUUUUAUUUGCAUUCUUCUGCUCUUGGCGCUGGCCCGGGCUCCUUGCCUGCCGCCCGCUGCCUGUAUCCGCGCUGCGACAUCCUGUUUGUGUAUCUGUCACUUGCCGCCACGAAGGGAGAGGUUGCCGCCUGUUGCAAGCCGUCAGCGCUCCCAUUGGCUUGUCCUGAGCUGGCAAUCAUGGCUUCACAGCGGUCCUUAUUUUUAUAAUUUACAUACAAAUCUUACGACGACCGCAGCGUUGGCGCAAUCUUCAGCGGAAAGAGACUGAGUAUCUGGGCAUUUUCUUUUUUUUUUUUUUUAAGAAUCUUCAUUAUUCAGGGGAGUUUAUCGUGCGUGCAGGACGCUGGGUUUGAGACUUUGAUAAGACCUAUGUAUCGGCAUGGCCAUUUGGGUUUGUGGAGGCAGCCAUUUUGUGGACUAGGCCAUAAUUCUUAAAGGGGGAUGUCCAACAAGGCCACCCUCUUAUGUUGCCACUGUCUGAUAUUGGGAGACCAUGUAAGACAGUAUUUACACCUGCGUCUGACGCAGAUUCUGUCACAUUUGACUGAACAAAAUAGCCUUUCAUGCAGCGCCAACAGUUAAAAAGUCAAAAUCGUGAUGCGCCCCAAAACAACCACUUUUGGGUGCGGUUUCUAUAAGCCCCCCCCCCCCCCUUCCUUUUUGCAACCCUAAACAUGAAAUUAUAGUGACAAAAUCAGGACUGUUCAAUAAAAUGCGCACUAUUUUUCCUGUCAAAAUGGUAGACACCUUAGCAGAACCUGAUCUAAGUCAAUGGGGUCCAUCAGGCAAUGCUGGCGUCCAUUAUGUGACGCGUCUCUCACAGCGUUGUGGCUUCCAGAUUUUGAGACUGUCUUCAUAGCAACCAAUCACAGCACAGCUUACAUCUCUGUCAGUGCUGUUGAAAAAAUGAAAGCUGCGCUGUGAUUUGUUGCUGUGGGCAGUAACUGAGGCAGACAUAUGUAAACUGACUAAAGGGAAAAAAAAUCUGCUUGUUGCCCACAGCAACCAAUCGGAGCACAGAUUUCAGUUGUCGAGAGCCCUAGAAGAAAUGAAAGCUGUGCUGUGAUUGGUUGCUGGGGCAGAUAUAUGAAAACAGUCUAAAGGGAAACCUGUUUGUUGCCAAUAGCAACUAAGCGCAGCUUUCAAUUUUCAAGAGCUCUAGAAGAAAUGAAAGCUGCACUGUGAUUGGUUGCCAUGGGAAAUCUCCCCCAAUUUAAUUGUUUUCUAUCUUCUGUUAUCCCUAAUUUCAGGAAAGCUGGGUGACCACUAAUUUAUACUGACGGAAUAAAAAAAGAGACUGUAAAUAUUCCCUUUUUCUCCUUUUAGACCCCAAUUUUUUGGUUUUGACACACGCCCAUUGCGCACUGUGUAAGGCUGUGUCCGCAACACAUCACGUGACCAAAGAUCGCCGUUGAUCUGAAUGGUUCUGCGACCGUGACCCCAGAAUCGCCAAAUAAUCCAGAAGUUCUGGGGUCACAGUCGCGGCAACUUGAAAAUCGGAUCGUCGUGGUCACUGAUCACAGCCAAGACCAGGCCUUGCAGUCUUCACCCAGCUUUCCUGGACUCCUGAAUGGCAAGAAUGCCCACACAUGCAGUGACUGGGGAGGGAUGGGCUACAUCACUGCUGGGGGAGAACCAUUAUUGCUGCCGUAGAGCUUUUGCCAAAUCUCAAGCAGCAAAUGCACUUAAAGGGGUUGUCCAAGGAUUAGAAGAACAUGAUUGCUUUCUUUCAAGAACAGCGCCACACCUGCCCACAUGCUCUGUGCGGUAUGGCUGCUCAGCCCCUUUCACAUCUGUGGCUAAACUGCAAUACCACUAUUGGCCUGUAGACUAGUGAGGCGCUGUUUUAUAUUAUAGAUCUUCUGCAAAAGCCACUCUCUGUGAACUGAAUCAGCGUCACUCUCAGGAAUGAAUGGUCCAGCCCUCAAAAUGGCCGUUCUGCUGUUGGUAGGACAUGGCAGUGCAUCGCUGCAGUGUCCCCCCGUCCCCCCCCCCCCCCCUAAUAUAUGUAUUUAGCUAUGGAAUCUGUGUCUUGUAGCAGCACCGGUCGGCUCAUGCAGUUUUCAUUCGGGUUAGACCCGCUCGCUUUGUUUCCUCCGUCUUUACAUAAUUUAUAUGGUAUAAUUUUAUGAUGCGUAUGAUAUAAUAAUUUUGGUAAAAGGAAAUAAACAGCGAAUUGGGGUUAAAAA
Molecule: messenger RNA, 3652 nt
Organism: Bufo bufo (common toad)
Lineage: Eukaryota; Metazoa; Chordata; Amphibia; Anura; Bufonidae
Gene: FBXO3
Product: F-box protein 3
Exons: 11
Coding region: 11-1303 (430 amino acids)
Molecular function (GO): protein binding
Source: RefSeq, a predicted model, not a curated record